Molecule: messenger RNA, 2002 nt
Organism: Phytophthora nicotianae INRA-310
Lineage: Eukaryota; Oomycota; Peronosporomycetes; Peronosporales; Peronosporaceae
Exons: 2
Coding region: 9-1877 (622 amino acids)
Molecular function (GO): lipid binding
Source: RefSeq, a predicted model, not a curated record
ACUUUGUGAUGAUGGAAUCCCGCGAGGACUCGGUCACAAGUCGCCGCGCCGACAAGUCCAUGACUAGCGUCAGCCCCCCAGUCUCUCCUCGCCCCACCGCUCCCGGCUCCCCCUCUAUGCUGACAGCUACCCAGACGACGCUGCUGCCACCCAAACCUGCGCUUCGUCCUCACGCGCGGGCGUCCGUUCCAAACGUCCACACCAAUUAUGCGGCGUCCUCUGAUGUCCCUAGUACCGUGAAGCUUCUGAGCGAACUAGAACGGUCCUGGGCCAUGUUUGCUGCCUCCUGGAGGGUGGUGGACCUGUUCGCAGGUCUCCAGAUCUGGCAGGAGCAGCCCAAGGACUCUGAGAACGGUCCUGAGCCACUUAAUAACGUGCUGCUAUCCACUGCGUCCGCUGGUUUGGUGACAUUUCUAGCCGGACACAUCGGCGGCGGCGGGUUCGUUGUGUCACUACUGCUCACGGUACUGGUAGUGACUGCAGCGCUGUGGACGCUGUCCAAUGCUCGAGCCAAGACUGCAGUACCGUGCUUCAAGACGCUGCAGGUGGUGGACGGGUCGCCGUCCGAGAUCUUUAUGUACCUGAUGGGCAUCAAGAAUUAUCCGGUCUGGGACGCAUCAGUGGAGACAGCGGAGGUGGUGCACACUAUUGACGAUCACUCGGAUAUUAUCCACAUCGUCUACAGACCCGUGUGGAUGUGGCCGUUAUGGCUGGCACCGAGGGAUUUAUGCUUGUUGAGGUAUUGGCGUCGCGCGGAAGACGGAUCUUAUGUCAUUUGUAUGCAGAGUGCACUACAUCCCGAGUGUCCACCAAUGCAUGGACUAGUGCGUGCAACAUGCAAGGGUGGAGGUUUUAUCAUUUCACCCAGUGUCACUCAAGGAGAUGAAUUAACCUCCAUGGUCACCAAUGUGGUGCAUCUGGACCCUCAAGGAUGGGAAGGCCAAUUGCUACAACGUUUAAACAUCAUGCACUUGUACGUGCGACCUCAAGUACUAGCGUUAACAGGACUUCGGGACGUGAUGGAAGCACGUAAAUACGUCUGUCCGAAUGUCCCGGAAGAAUUCUCAGCGGCACUAGCAGCAUCAACGGAAGAGCAGGCGAAUACUGCAGUACAGGAAGAAACUGCUGCUACGGAUACCGAAGCUCCGGUUUCUCAACUGGAGGAGUUCCCGAGUAAUGUACCGCGUUCUAUGUGGGCAGAACCGGACGGCGCUGCGAUGAUGGUACGCGGUCCUGACUACUUAACCGACCGACGGAAGAUCCCGUCGCAGUCUCCGUUCUUCCGUCUGGUUGGAAUGGACCUGUUCGAGUCAUCGGAGGCCGUGGAACACAUCGCCUCGCGUCCAGAUAACUCGGUUCAACGCGAGUUGAGACGCCAUGAAGAGCAAGGGACGGAGAUGCCAUUUACCUUCGUCAUUAACUUUGUGGUGCCGGGUAAUCCUCGCAUUAACCUCGUGCUGUACUACCAAGUUCCUCACCCUUCGGUAUUAACCGAUGGCUCGCCGUCUUCUGAGCUCAUGGCCGACUUCUUGGAAGGCUCCGAUGAGUUCCGUAACGAGCGCUUCAAGCUUAUUCCCUGCAUUGUAGAGGGAAGCUUCAUCGUGCGUCAAGCUGUGGGUUCUACCCCCGCUCUGAUCGGCAAGAAACUACGUCAACCAUACUUUAAAGGGAAGCAAUACUUCGAGCUGGACGUCGACAUUGGCUCUUCAGCAGUAGCCAACCGUGUGGUCGGUCUCGUAUCAGGUUACACCAAGAAGCUGGUGAUCGACAUGGGCUUCGUACUGGAAGGCCAGAACUCGGAGGAGCUCCCUGAAAGACUCUUCGGUACUUGUCGUCUGGUUCAUAUCGACCUGGGUGUCGCCAAGAAGCUCACAUGAAGAACUUAUACAUGUUGAAGCAGUUAUAGAAACAGAAGGAGGGUUAACCCUCUUUGCCCCGUUAGAAACGGUAUCGUAAUGCAUGUUGAACCCAUUUAGAAAAAAAAGUUCUGUCUUGCCUUGAC